Brassica napus (rape) is the source of this 1714-nucleotide messenger RNA. Its product is annotated as MATH domain and coiled-coil domain-containing protein At3g58370-like. Gene Ontology annotation, molecular function: protein binding. Lineage: Eukaryota; Viridiplantae; Streptophyta; Magnoliopsida; Brassicales; Brassicaceae. The record is from RefSeq and is a predicted model, not a curated record. Bases 310 to 1389 code for a protein of 359 amino acids. The transcript has 3 exons.
UUCACAACUAUAUUAACUAGGUUUUGUAAGUUUUCACGUAAUAAAUUACAUUAGGUAUUUUUAUUAAUGAGUAUUUAAAAAAACUGGAAAAAUAAAAUUUUUAAUUCCACACAUUACUGUGGGAUAAAUGAAAAAAAAAAUGAAUUACAUUUAUGAUCAAGUCGGUCAGUCGGGUGGAUCUUCGGCUCCGGCACCGAAGAGAGGCCGUCCCUUCUGCAUUCAAUCACUGUCUAUGAGUCCACUGGAGAGAGCGGAUCUAUAGAUCCAUUGUUCACGAACUCUGCCAUCAAAUUCAGUUUCUAGAGUUUAAUGGGUGAGCAAGUUGAGAAGAUAUUCACAUGGGUUUUGAAAAACUUCUCCGAUUUGCAAGACGAGCCUAGCUACUCUCGCCCUUUCGCCUUCGCCGGUUGCAAUUGGAGAUGUGAUACCAAAGUAUUAGAAGGGCAACGGUGGUUCGAUGCAAGUAGUUGCGUUUGGGGGUUUAAAGAGUUCAUGCCCCUUUCAACAAUUCGUUACAGAGAUAAUAAAUUUCUGGUUGGUGACAAAAUUGUUAUUGUCGCUGAACUACACCUUUUUCCACUUGUUGUGGUACCAGUGAAGAUUAUUGAACCUCUGAGCUGCAAUGAAGGAAGCCAAGUUGCUGCUGGAAAAUCUCAGAAUGCUGCAUCUCAAGAGAAAGUAGUAGACUUUGAUGUCUCUCAGGGCAUUCCCUGUCUCCAUGAAUCUAAAGAGGGUGUGGAUGAUGAUGAUGGCGCAUCUGAAGAGGGCUCAGAAGAUGAUGGUGCUUCUCAAGAGGGCUCAGAUGAUGAUGCUGUAUCUGAAGAGGGUCAAAAUGAUGAUGAUAAUGAUGCUUCCUCUCUUGUUUCUGAAGAUGGAAGUAGGGAAAAAGGUUCCUUGAAGGAGGGAUCUCUUACAGUUGGAAACUGUGGUAGGAAGUGUAACAAUGUGGCAUCUGAGACUGAGGUUUCCAAUGUGGAUUAUUAUGAUGAUGCGCCUAUAGAGGAUCCAGGGGAUGAUGAUGUAAUUGAAAAUGAUCAGGGUGAUGAUAGUGCCUCAUCUCUUGCUUCGGGUGUCAGUGACAGAGAUGUAGGCUCUCUAAACAAAUUUGAGCACGCCUCUCAGAGGGCAGAUGAUGGUGAUAUGAAAUGUAACAAGGUAGUAUCUGUUACUGAGGCUUCCAAUGAUUUUCCGGAGGAGGUUCAACCAGUAGAGGAAACCAAAGAUGUUAAUGGUUUUCAGGUUUUUUCUUCCCAUGUAAGAAUGGUAGAAUCAGUGAGCCAUAUAUUCAGAAGACAUCCGGACAUAGCAUUAGGCUUCCGUCCGAAGAACCAAGAGAUCAGAAAAGCUUACAUGAAUGAACUUCUUAGCCUCAUUAAGAUGCUGUGCUAGUCACAGAGAAGCUCUCCGAGGAUGUUCUGAGCAAUGCUGAUGAUCAUAUGACCGGUAAAGAGAAGUACUGUGUGUUAUUACCUCACAAAGAAUUUUUUAGAUUCCUAUGUCUUGGCUUAAGAACCUUGCAAUGGAGCAAUUAAAUGUUGGGGUUUCUUAACUUUGUCUCUUAAGUCACUUUUUCUACUUAAAAACAUUAAAAAAAUAAUAAGAACCCUAAUAUGGGUCUUUGCAAUAAUCAUGCUCUAGAAUUGAGGUGGUGAUGUAUGUUGGAUUGUUGUGGGACGACAUGGUCAAUAAAGCAAAUCGCAUUAUUGAAGAGAAA